Molecule: messenger RNA, 1319 nt
Organism: Helicoverpa zea (corn earworm)
Lineage: Eukaryota; Metazoa; Arthropoda; Insecta; Lepidoptera; Noctuidae
Exons: 2
Coding region: 899-1210 (103 amino acids)
Source: RefSeq, a predicted model, not a curated record
AUAACGCAACAACAUUACAUGGACCUCAAAAACCACAUUGGUAAUUGUUAUUAAUUAAGGAGUUUGUUUUUGAGCUGUGUUUUUCAUUUAGACCUUCAAGUUACUUAAAAAUCAUAGAAUCAAAGUAACUUAUGCAUAUAUGUGACUAGCUUAAUUUAACCAAAAUAAAUGCCAAAGUAAGUUAUAACAUCAAAAGCAAAAUCUCAUUUUAAUAAUAAAUGAUUUUGCCUAAACAAUUUUGUUCAUCAUCAAAGUAAUUUUUUAAAAGCUUCAUGUGAAGUGUAAAAUAAUUGCUCAAUGGAAAGUUGAUAGCGUUACAGAUAAUUUUUCAAAGAAAUAUAAUUGUAAAGGCAUAAAAUGAUUCGAAUUCGAAUUUUCGUGGAAUUCAUAUUUUCGAAACCGACUCUUUAUUUUCUUGUAUUUAUCUAUAUUUCAGCAUGGAAAGCUAAAACAUUUUAACAUUAUUUUUCGUUUAUUUACCUAGUUGCAACUCGGGGUUUCCCAGUUUUUCACAAACGGGAAACCACAAUUCCCCCAUGCCCACUAAAUGCUGGUCUAUACACAUUUAUAAAUAAUGUCUAUACGAAUUUUUCUAGCAUUUUUGUUACUAAACGGUUUGAUUGAAAAAAAAAAUACCUAUGCAAAAAUCUUUUCUAAAACAGUUUCCAAAAUAAUUCAGCUAAUUGAUAACCUAAACAAAAAACAUCAAACAAAGGCAGCAGGAAUCUAGACUCAAAUUCCAGGUAAACCUCCCGGGCGCGCGAUCAAUAGUUCCCGCCUAUCCCGACGCGCACCACGCAUGCGCGGCGGCCAUCUUCCUCAGUCCCGGUGCGACGGGAUACACAUUGCAACAGUAAAAACAAAAUAUUGACACGGUGCGCGCUAAAUAUUACACAAAAUGGGUAAAAUUAAUUCUGACAGGGACCCUGAAGUUUCAGAAGACAUGGUGGAAUCAAUAGACGAGUUAAAAGAAAGACUCUCAGUCAUGAAGAAGAUGAUGGAAGAAAGGAAAGCGGCUGGCACUGGCACCAAGGAGUUGUUCCAAGGCCAGGCUUCCAGUCUUCAAGGAACCACCAUGAUUGAUGGCAACUUCCUCAGUUUUGUCUUCGGAGGGUCCCUUUUUGUGAUCAUCAGUGUGUCAGUAUAUGCCUUCUACAAUUUAUACCACGCGGUCCUUAAGAAAUUUCCCUCGACCCACACGGAGUUGUAAUUUGAACUCUAUUGAAACGCAACAAGGUUCAUUUGUGAUUCUCGUAAAUUGUGUGAGAACGGACAAUAUGUUUUCUUAGUUCGGAAUGAUUAAAGUGUGAGUAACUUUU